AUGGAAAUUUUGUGGAAGACGUUUACCUGGAUUUUGAGCCUCGUCAUGGCUUCAUCGGAAUUUCAUAGUGACUACAGGCUUUCAUACAGUUCUCAAGAGGAAUUCCUGACUUAUCUAGAACACUACCAGCUAACUAUUCCAAUAAGAGUUGAUCAAAAUGGAGCUUUUCUCAGCUUUACUGUGAAAAAUGAUAAACACUCCAGGAGAAGACGGAGUAUGGACCCUAUCGAUCCACAGCAGGCAGUAUCUAAGUUAUUUUUUAAACUUUCAGCCUAUGGCAAGCACUUUCACCUAAACUUGACUCUCAACACAGAUUUUGUGUCCAAACAUUUUACAGUAGAAUAUUGGGGAAAAGAUGGACCCCAGUGGAAGCAUGAUUUUUUAGACAACUGUCAUUACACAGGAUACUUGCAAGAUCAACGUAGUACAACUAAAGUGGCUUUAAGCAAUUGUGUUGGGUUGCAUGGUGUUAUUGCUACAGAAGAUGAAGAAUAUUUUAUUGAACCAUUAAAGAAUACCACAGAGGAUUCCAAACAUUUUAGUUAUGAAAAUGGCCAUCCUCAUGUCAUUUACAAAAAGUCUACCCUUCAGCAAAGGCAUCUAUAUGAUCACUCUCAUUGUGGGGUCUCGGACCUCCUAAGAAGUGGCAAACCUUGGUGGCUGAAUGACACAUCUGCUUUUCCUUCUUCACUACCAAUUAAUGGCACACAUAUCCGCCAGAGACAGAAGAGAUCAGUAAGCAUUGAGCGGUUUGUGGAGACACUAGUAGUGGCAGACAAAAUGAUGGUGGGCUACCAUGGCCGCAAAGACAUUGAACAUUACAUUUUGAGUGUGAUGAAUAUUGUUGCCAAACUUUACCGUGAUUCCAGCCUAGGAAACGUUGUGAAUAUUAUAGUGGCCCGUUUAAUUGUUCUCACAGAAGAUCAGCCAAACUUGGAGAUAAACCACCAUGCAGACAAGUCCCUCGAUAGCUUCUGUAAAUGGCAGAAAUCCAUUCUCUCCCACCAAAGUGAUGGAAACACCAUUCCAGAAAAUGGGAUUGCCCACCACGAUAAUGCAGUUCUUAUUACUAGAUAUGAUAUCUGCACUUAUAAAAAUAAGCCCUGUGGAACACUGGGCUUGGCCUCUGUGGCUGGAAUGUGUGAGCCUGAAAGGAGCUGCAGCAUUAAUGAAGACAUUGGCCUGGGUUCAGCUUUUACCAUUGCACAUGAGAUUGGUCACAAUUUUGGUAUGAACCAUGAUGGAAUUGGAAAUUCUUGUGGGACAAAAGGUCAUGAAGCAGCAAAACUUAUGGCAGCUCACAUUACUGCAAAUACCAAUCCCUUUUCCUGGUCUGCCUGCAGCCGAGAUUAUAUCACCAGCUUUCUAGAUUCAGGCCGUGGUACUUGCCUUGAUAAUGAGCCUCCCAAGCGUGACUUUCUUUAUCCAGCUGUGGCCCCAGGUCAGGUGUAUGAUGCCGAUGAACAAUGCCGUUUCCAGUAUGGAGCAACAUCUCGCCAAUGUAAAUAUGGGGAAGUGUGUAGAGAGCUCUGGUGUCUCAGCAAAAGCAACCGCUGUGUCACCAACAGUAUUCCCGCAGCUGAGGGAACACUCUGUCAAACUGGGAAUAUUGAAAAGGGGUGGUGUUAUCAGGGAGAUUGUGUUCCUUUUGGCACUUGGCCCCAGAGCAUAGAUGGGGGCUGGGGUCCCUGGUCACUAUGGGGAGAGUGCAGCAGGACCUGCGGGGGAGGCGUCUCCUCAUCCCUAAGACACUGUGACAGUCCAGCACCUUCAGGAGGUGGAAAAUAUUGCCUUGGGGAAAGGAAACGGUAUCGCUCCUGCAACACAGAUCCAUGUCCUUUGGGGGCCCGAGAUUUUCGAGAGAAACAGUGUGCAGACUUUGACAAUAUGCCUUUCCGUGGAAAGUAUUAUAAUUGGAAACCCUAUACUGGAGGUGGGGUAAAACCUUGUGCAUUGAACUGCUUGGCUGAAGGUUACAAUUUCUACACUGAACGUUCCCCUGCGGUGAUUGAUGGGACUCAGUGCAAUGCGGAUUCACUGGAUAUCUGUAUCAACGGAGAAUGCAAGCAUGUAGGUUGUGAUAAUAUUUUGGGAUCCGAUGCUAGGGAAGAUAGAUGUCGAGUCUGUGGAGGGGAUGGAAGCACAUGUGAUGCCAUUGAAGGGUUCUUCAAUGAUUCGUUGCCCAGAGGAGGCUACAUGGAAGUAGUGCAGAUACCAAGAGGCUCUGUUCACAUUGAAGUCAAAGAAGUUGCCAUGUCAAAGAACUAUAUUGCUUUAAAAUCUGAAGGGGAUGAUUACUAUAUUAAUGGUGCCUGGACUAUUGACUGGCCAAGGAAAUUUGAUGUUGCUGGGACAGCUUUUCACUAUAAGAGACCAACUGAUGAACCAGAAUCCUUAGAAGCUUUAGGUCCCACCUCGGAAAAUCUCAUUGUCAUGGUUCUGCUUCAGGAACAGAAUUUGGGAAUUAGGUAUAAAUUCAAUGUUCCCAUCACCCGGACGGGCAGUGGAGACAAUGAAGUUGGCUUUACGUGGAAUCAUCAGCCUUGGUCAGAAUGCUCAGCUACUUGUGCUGGAGGUGUCCAAAGACAGGAGGUGGUCUGUAAAAGGUUGGAUGACAACUCCAUUGUCCAGAACAAUUACUGUGACCCUGAUAGUAAGCCACCUGAAAAUCAAAGAACCUGCAACACUGAGCCCUGCCCACCUGAGUGGUUCAUUGGGGACUGGUUGGAAUGUAGCAAGACUUGUGAUGGUGGGAUGCGCACAAGGGCAGUACUCUGCAUCAGGAAGAUUGGACCUUCUGAGGAGGAGACACUGGACUACAGUGGUUGUUUAACACACCGGCCUAUUGAAAAAGAGCCCUGCAACAACCAGUCGUGUCCCCCUCAGUGGGUGGCUUUGGACUGGUCAGAAUGCACUCCCAAAUGUGGUCCAGGAUUCAAGCAUCGUAUUGUUCUGUGCAAGAGCAGUGACCUUUCUAAAACAUUCCCAGCAACACAGUGUUCUGAGGAGAGCAAACCCCCUGUCCGCAUCCGCUGCAGUUUGGGCCGCUGCCCUCCUCCUCGCUGGGUGGCAGGAGACUGGGGCCAGUGUUCUGCUCAGUGUGGCCUUGGACAGCAAAUGCGGACUGUGCAGUGUCUUUCCUACACUGGACAGGCAUCAAGUGACUGUCCAGAAACUAGUCGACCUCCAUCAAUGCAGCAGUGUGAAAGCAAAUGUGACAGUACGCCCAUUUCCAGUACUGAAGAGUGCAAAGAUGUGAACAAAGUGGCUUAUUGCCCACUGGUGCUGAAGUUCAAGUUCUGUAGUCGAGCAUACUUCAGACAGAUGUGUUGUAAGACCUGCCAAGGACACUGA
Molecule: messenger RNA, 3354 nt
Organism: Budorcas taxicolor (takin)
Lineage: Eukaryota; Metazoa; Chordata; Mammalia; Artiodactyla; Bovidae
Gene: ADAMTS6
Product: ADAM metallopeptidase with thrombospondin type 1 motif 6
Exons: 24
Coding region: 1-3354 (1117 amino acids)
Biological process (GO): proteolysis; extracellular matrix organization
Cellular component (GO): extracellular matrix
Molecular function (GO): metalloendopeptidase activity
Source: RefSeq, a predicted model, not a curated record